Thermothielavioides terrestris NRRL 8126 is the source of this 994-nucleotide messenger RNA. RefSeq lists its product as uncharacterized. The record is from RefSeq and is a predicted model, not a curated record. The transcript is spliced from 4 exons. Lineage: Eukaryota; Fungi; Ascomycota; Sordariomycetes; Sordariales; Chaetomiaceae. Bases 143 to 853 code for a protein of 236 amino acids.
CCGGACCUCAGACAUCGGCGGAUUCCACCGUUCCUGGACGGUACCAGCCACGAUAAUCGACUGCCUUCCCUAGACAAGAGCCACAGGAAAACGGGCUCCCCUCUCCAGCUCCCCUCUCCACGCCGAGGACCUCGUAGUUACCAUGUCGAACUUGCCGCCCAACGUCCACGUCUCGCAGCACCCCUGCCUCCUCGCAAAGCUCAGCCAGUUGCGGUCCCAGAGUACGCCCGCCCGGGAUGUGAAGGCGCUCAUACACGAGAUCUCCCUGAUCGUGGGGUGCGAGGCAUUCGCCAAGGGCCUUAGCAGCCGCCCGGGCCCAACCGACCAAACGCCGCUGGGCUUCGAGUUCCAAACCCACCAAGUCCUCCCCAGCACCAUCUCCCUCGUGCCCAUCCUCCGCUCCGGCCUGGGCAUGGUUGAAGCCAUCCAAACCCUCCUGCCCAACCCCGUCCCGGUCCACCACCUGGGCCUCUUCCGCGAGCCGACGACGCUGCAGCCGGUCGAGUACUACAACAACCUGCCGAACCACAUCUCCGGGCCAUCCGGGUCCGGGGCCGUGUCCGGCGCUGAGGCUGAGGCGCCGCCGAGCCUCGCCGUGAUCCUCGACCCGGUCAUCGCCACGGGCGGCACCUGCGCUGCCGCCAUCCAGACGCUGCGCGAGUGGGGCGCCCAGCGCAUCAUGGUGCUGUCCGUGCUGGGCGCCGCGCCCGGCGUGAGGGCGGCCGCGGCUGAGUGGCCUGAAGGCGUGGAGAUCUGGCUGGCCGGGGUGGAUGAGGAGUUGACCCCGGGAGGCAUGUUGAAGCCUGGCUUGGGGGAUGUGGGGGAUAGGCUGUUUCUGACGAUUGGGAAGUAACUAUCUACCUAGGCUAAGUUGGGGAGGUAAACUGGCUUCCAAUAUGGGGUGGUGGCGAGUGGGAAUAGAUUGAUUGGUCUUUCAUUUGUGGAGGCUACAUUCCUUGUGACUUGGGUGAUGCUUCGGUGCUUCGUUCACCAG